Messenger RNA from Trichoderma gamsii, 3444 nucleotides. RefSeq lists its product as hypothetical. Gene Ontology annotation, molecular function: serine-type endopeptidase activity. The record is from RefSeq and is a predicted model, not a curated record. Bases 1 to 3444 code for a protein of 1147 amino acids. Gene Ontology annotation, biological process: proteolysis. NCBI's taxonomy places the organism in Eukaryota, Fungi, Ascomycota, Sordariomycetes, Hypocreales, Hypocreaceae. The transcript is spliced from 5 exons.
AUGGAUUCAGACUUGGAACAAGACUUUCGCGACUUUUCUUUGGAAGAUGAUCCCGAAUCUAUCCACCUUGAGCGAGAGGAAAACUAUAAAGAACGCUUCAUUGAAGCAAAAGAGGACAUCAAGAGGACAAAGACAUUUGCGGAUAGCGACGAUGUUGAUCAAUUUUUUAAGAAAUAUGGCGAUAUUGUUGGCAAGUCCUUGAACAAGCCUGCAGGUAAUCUUCUACAUACCCUUGUCGACGUGGUUACGCACAAUGGUAUUCAGCCAGAGGACAUUAAGCUUCUUAUCCAACGUUUGGUGGAAGAGUUCCCAGAUCUGCUCAAAUAUGAAAACGAGGAGAAGUACAACCCUGUUUUCAUGGCCAUCAAAGCGUCACAUCAUCAACUCGUAGACUGUAUGAUCACUACAUGUGUUGCGCUGAAGGGAAAGGCCUUGCAUGAGCAAUCACUUGACGAUUCGCUGAAGAAGAAGAUGAAAGAAGGCAAAACGUGUCUCCACCUUGCGAUGAUGGCGAUAGACUUUGAUAUAAAGACUAAGAAGCUAUUGAUCGAAAACGCCAGUGACGAGGCGUUGGCUGUUCAAGAUGAUGCUGGGAAAACACCUAUGCAUUACGCUGCGGACGUUAGGCGCUGUACAGAUGAAGGCACAGAACUCAUAAAAUUGUUCAUCGAACGGGACCUGAGAGCUACAAAGAAGACGUUAAGACCUCCGAAGACCUUCCUCGAUCUAUCCGACAAUAAUGGCGCAUCAGUCUAUUGGCAACAUUAUACGACUAGAAUAUCAAGCAUCAAGUAUUAUGAAGGUUGGCUCACGAAAAAACGCCAAUUGCUUGAGCGCAACUCACAAAACGUACCGCGAGCUUCAAAGUCUGUUGACAAACCUGUACUCGGAGAGCCCAGGCCAGAAGCUAUUACAGGACCAUCCAAGUUGAUGGCCUCGAAUAGGUUGGCUAGUGACCAAAGAGAUCGAUUGAGUCAUGAUAAUCCCAAGGAGGAAGUUGAUGAACGUGAAAUCCAGCGCCAGAGGAAAAAAGCCGAAGAAGCCGAGAAUCUUAAGAAUUCCGAGCUAUUUACAAAGACUAUUCGUAUCAGAGAGCGAGAUGUUACCAGCCGUGAUGCAAGCCAGACUCGGUCGACCAAACUCAAUGAGCUAGAUGAAAGCAAAACGCAACUGAAAGCAACUCGAGCGGCAAAUGGUACUGGACAGCUAGAAGCGGUGUCUAAUACAUCCAUAAAACGGAGGGGAACAGCGCGUGCGGACGGCGAUCUGGGCCGAGAGGAAGAGAGGCCCGCAGCGAAAGCUCGGCAGAAGAAGCGUGAUCCAGCCGAGACCAUGGCCCUCUUAACUAGGACUUCAGAUGAUAUUCUACAGCGCCUGAAACUACACUACAUGAGAACCCGGAGCACUGAAAUGGUCAUUUCUUUCUUGUAUGGUAACAACAUGCAAGAUGUUCAAGUUAGUUUUGACUAUGAUAGUCUACCUCGAAAAAUACCAUGGACCGAGUUCCUCAAACGCUUCGGUGCCGAUGCUUCUUCUGACCGCCUCAGGUUUGACAGUGUGCUACAGUACGUGACUUUCCCAAAAGUCCAGGUUUUUACCAAGGGCCGUCAUGCCGAUCGCGAGCGCGAAGCUGAGGAACAAUCUGGAAUACGCCAAAUUGGAGCCUUUGGCCGCAAAGAUAUGAAGUACUUCUUUGACUGGCUAUAUAACAAGGGCGUACGGCACAUUAUUACCUUGUCUGUGGAUGACUCUAGUGAUUCUGGAGAGAAAGUCCACAGCGACCAAAUUAUUCAGGAAUCUCUCGCAAGGUUUACUAUAGAGCGUCUCGACUGGAGGAAGACCGACUUGGAUCCCGAAACAAUAUUACAUAUUGGCAGCAAGGCUGCUGGCGCGGAAGCUUCUAUUUCUGACAGCGAUAAGAACAUACGGCCAAUUCCUCAACAGCUAAGACAACUUUCUCUAAAAUGGAGUGGUAGUAAUUCUGUGCUUCGAGCCUGGAGUGAGGCGGAAGGCUUGCCAUUAUUACCAAGGCUUCAAAGAAUACAUAUAUACAAGCCUUCUUCUGAUCAGGAGUAUGACAGUCCACAAUGGAUCAGUACAAACGUCAAGAAGUUCCAAAUCAGACUCAAUGCUAAUAGAAAGGCUAUUCGAGAUCGAGAAGUCGCCGCCUUUGCUGAUCAAACCAGUGUUUCAGAUGAUGAUGUAGCAUUUGGCGACGUCAAGGUUGAUGUUAUCGACUCAGGCAAGGAAGUUGAGCGCACAACUAGAUCUCGCGACACGUCUCACUUUGCAACAUCGACCAUCACCAAAGGCGUCAACUCACACCUGUGGUUGGAUUCUACUACUAGAUUUGCAGGCGAAAUGACAUAUUUUUGGCAGAAAACGGUUCAAGAGUUUCUUUCUUCAAAACCUAAUCCAGGCACCACAGAAAGAUUGGAGAGGGACGUUAUCGUUGCCCUAAUUGAUGACGGUGUGGAUAUGUUCGAUCCGGCUCUUUCCGACAGGGUUCUCGAGGGUAAGAGUUUCGACUUCCACGACGGAAAGGUCAGGCCAUCGUUUUCGUCGGCGGAGGGACAUGGCACUGUCAUGGCUAGCAUGAUACUACGGACUUGCCCCAUGGCUAAAGUGUAUCCGAUUCGGCUCAAGACGUAUCCAAAUGCCAACGGCAAGAACAAUAUCGAUGCCGAAUACGCGGCGCAGGCUAUUUUGGCCGCUCUGAACAAAAAGGCUGACAUUAUCUCAAUGUCUUGGACACUCCCAAUGUCAAGAGACAAGAGUGGUUCGAAAAAUCGAUUACAUGAAGCCCUGAAAAAAGCUGUUGAUAGCAAAGCCCUGAUGUUCUGUUCGGCGCCCGACCAAGGCAAAUUCACCACGCUUGAUUAUCCAAGCGGUCCAUGGCGCGAGGACUUCUUCCGCAUUGGCGCCGCGCGGGCAGACGGCACUGUUUUCCAAUGGACUCCAGAAGACGGCAUCACAUAUGUCCUGCCCGGCGUUGAAGUUAUCAGAGACCAAGUCAGCAGCAGCUCUUUCGACGUACUUUCAGCAGCAAGAUUCACCAAACGUAUAGAAGACUUCAAGUAUGAGACUGGAUCAAGCGUCGCGACAGCACUAGCGGCCGGCCUUGCUGCAAUGGUCAUCUAUUGCAUAAAGACUAGCAUAAUGAACAUGAAGAUAAUGAAUCAGAACAAAGAUCCGAUCGUGGGCAGUGCGAUUGGUGAUAAUGAUGCAAAUCUUAUUGCUGCCCCGGAUGCUAUGAAGCGAGCAUUUGCACGCUUAGGCAACGUUACGUCAAACAAGUUUAUCCAGGUCUGGGAGAAGUUUGAUGGGAUUAGCGAGACGCUUGAGACAUUGAGGAGAGACGGGUCGAGCUCGGAGGAGAAGGUCAAGUGUAUCAAGCGAUUUGUUGAGUUCGGAAGUGAGCUUGCAAAUUCUAUCAGGACAUAG